Anguilla anguilla (European eel) is the source of this 4760-nucleotide messenger RNA. It is a transcript of the gene kmt5b, whose product is annotated as lysine methyltransferase 5B. The transcript is spliced from 9 exons. Gene Ontology annotation, cellular component: nucleus. Lineage: Eukaryota; Metazoa; Chordata; Actinopteri; Anguilliformes; Anguillidae. Gene Ontology annotation, molecular function: histone H4K20 methyltransferase activity; protein binding. The record is from RefSeq and is a predicted model, not a curated record. Bases 118 to 2859 code for a protein of 913 amino acids.
CCCCUCCCUGCCCCCCCCUUCCCCCCCCUCAGUCUCUCGGGCGACUCACACAGCGAGACUAAAUGCCUGUGGCGCAGGCGUCUGGCUCGCAUCACCCGGCUCGGAGAGUCCAAGAACAUGGUUCUGAAUGGCAGGCGUCACAGCAGUCGCUUUUCCCAUGAUCCCCUGGGGCAGGCCCGCCCCCAGCCCUCUCCCCGCGCACACCUGCGCCCCCGAAAGAGCUCCCCCAGUGGCCGUCGAUGUAGCCGACGGUUCAGCACAGCUCCCCUGGAGGUGGAGCGCCGGUACGUUCCCUCGUCCGGCAUGACCGCCAAGGAGCUGUGCGAGAACGACGACCUGACGACCAGCCUGAUCCUCGACCCCUACCUGGGCUUCCAGACCCACAAGAUGAACACCAGGUUUCGGCCGAUCAAGGGGCGGCAGGAGGAGCUGAAGGAGGUGAUCGAGAGCUUCAAGAAGCACGAUGACCUGGAGAGGGCCUUCGAGGCCCUGACCUCGGGGGACUGGGCCCGGCAUCACUUCCUCCACAAGACCAAGGCCCAGGAGAAGCUCUUCAAAGAGCACGUGUUUGUUUACCUGCGGAUGUUCGCCACGGACAGCGGGUUCGAGAUCCUGCCCUGCAACCGCUACUCCUCGGAGCAGAACGGAGCCAAGAUCGUGGCGACGAAGGAGUGGAAGCGGAACGAUAAGAUCGAGUACUUGGUGGGCUGCAUUGCUGAGCUGUCGGAGCACGAGGAGAACCUGCUUCUGCGACACGGAGAGAACGACUUCAGCGUGAUGUACUCCACCCGCAAGAACUGCGCCCAGCUGUGGCUGGGCCCCGCUGCCUUCAUCAACCACGAUUGUCGGCCCAAUUGCAAGUUCGUCUCCACGGGCCGGGACACCGCCUGCGUCAAGGUUCUGCGGGACAUCGAGCCGGGGGAGGAGAUCUCCUGUUACUACGGCGACGGCUUCUUCGGAGAAAACAACGAAUUCUGUGAAUGCUACACUUGUGAACGGCGAGGCACUGGUGCUUUCAAAUCCAAAGCGGGACUUCCUGUAGCAGCGCCCGUGAUCAACAGUAAAUACGGCCUCCGGGAGACGGACAAGCGGCUGAACCGCCUGAAGAAGCUGGGCGAGGGCAGCAAGAACUCGGACAGCCAAUCCGUGGGCUCGUACACGGACGCCGACACUCAGGACACGCCCCCUGCACAUUCGUCUGUAAAGAGAAGGACGUCCAGUGGCCGCAGCCGGACUCUGCCCAGACAGUCUCUGUCCAGAACUCCUACUACCUCUACCUCACAUUCUAAAGCGAGUCACAGCAGUAACUCCAGGGUACCAAAGAGGGGCAAACCCAAACUGAGCCGGCCCCCGGCCCAAACGCAGGCCCGACUGAGGAGCCGCUCCCGGGGCCCCGAGCCCAAGGGCCCCGGCCGAGCGGCCGUGGCCGACCUGGGCCUGCGGGAGCCCAAGGUGGUGCUGAGCAAAAACGUGUGGGUGAAGAAGGAGGACGGGGCGGGGUUGGGGUCGGGGGUGGGGUCAGGGGUGGGGGCGGGGACUAGGGGCUGCCUGACGCGGCACGCGGCGAAGGAGAACGGGCGGGCCUCUCCGAAACGAGGAGAGGAGAGCCCGUCCUGCACUUACAGAACUCGCCGGUCCACCCGGACGCUCCCGAGCGCCCGGGACGCCGCCGCUGCCGCCGUCGCCGCCGGCGACAAACCGGAGGCGGGGCCGCUGGGGCUGCCGGUGGGCGUGGUCAUCAAGACUGAGCCGGCGGACUACGAGGAGUACCCCGUGGGCCGGGAGCUCCGCCCGAAAGAGCCCUGCCCCAGGAAGGGGGCGUGUCCGCGGCGCAGGCGGGCGGUGAAGCUGGAGGAGAGGGGCGCGUACGGGGAGCCCUUCCUCCAGCAGGGGGUGCCGGACCUGCGGGACGCCGCCCGCGCCGCCGACGUGGCCGACUGCGGCGCCGUCCCGCUGGGGCUGCCCGACAAGCACCGCGAGUACAACGGCCGGGCCAACGGCGGCAAGCCGGCGGGCCGGCAGCGGCGGCGGCGGCGGCGGCGGGCCAAGGGCAGCGGCUGCCGGGCGGCGGGGAAGGGCAAGAAGAAGCGGCGGAUCACCCGCUACGACGCGCAGCUCAUCCUGGAGAACACCUCGGGCAUCCCCAAACUCACGCUGCGCCGCAGGCGGGACAGCUGCAGCAGCAAGACCAACGAGCCGGGCGAGGCCGAGGGGGCGGGGCCGGGCGCCGCGGCGACCGCCCUCAACUCCUCCACCUGCUCCUCCUCCUCCUCCUCCUCAUCCUCCUCCUCAUCCUCCUCCUCGUCCUCAUCCUCCUCCUCCUGUUCCUCCACCUCUUCCAAGAUCAGCAUCAAGUUCAGCAAGGAGCGGCGGCGGCGGCGGCGGCGGCGGCGGAGGCACAGCGGCGGCAAGGGCGGCGCGUACGUGGCCAAGCUGAACAACGGCUUCGGCCCCGGGGCCCACAGCAGCGCCACCCGCCUCAAGAUCCAGCUGAAGCGGGAGGAGGAGGGGCGGCCCGUCACCCACACCCUCCCCGGCGAGGUCACGUCCAACGGCGUCCUGGCGGACGUGGCCGGGGAGGGGGCGGGGCUUAGAGGAAGGGGCGGUGGGGCCCGAAACGCAGAAGCGGACUCGUCGUCAGAGGAAGAGGAGGAGGAGGAUGAUGAGGAGGAGGAAGAGGAGGAGGAGGAGGAAGAGGAAGAGGACGAAGGAGAGGACUACUCCGACGACGAGUUUGAGGAUGACUUCAUUCCACUCCCGCCGGCCAAACGGUUGCGGCUCAUCGUAGGGAAAGACUCGAUAGACAUCGACAUCUCCUCACGGAGGCGGGACGACCAGUCGCUGCGGCUCAACGCAUAAGCUCCCGGGGGCCUUUGGGCUCCUCACCUUAAUGUACAUAAAGCUAUCUUUCCAAUCAGCCCUGUGUUGAUUUAAAAAAACAAACAAACAAACAGACAAACAAACAAAAAAACUAAAACGGAAAAAAGGUUAAUUGAGAAACGAACGAAACAAAAAAAAAAAACGCUGAACGUGAAGAGAUGAAAGGGUUAAAAAGAUAAAUGAAAGGGUUAGUUAUACAAAAUGAAAUCCACUCUAAAGAACUUUUCUUGUAAGGUUUAGUGGCAGCACUUCUGUUUCUCCAGUAUGGACAUGGAUAUUGUAGAAAGUGUACAGCGUAUGCACUCAUCCCAAGCCUGGUAUGGGCAGAUUUUUAUUAGCCUCACAAAUGUGCAAUUCUGAAUUCUGUUGACAGCCUAGACUUGUUUUUUUUAGAAAACAAAACAAAACAAAAAAAAUUCACCCAGCAAUACCUGCUGGAGAAUUCAAUCAUGUUUUCGGAAAUGUGGCAGCAAUGCUAUCUCUGUCCUUUCUAACUCUUGAGACCAGACAGUUCAUUUUAAGGGUUCAUGAUAUCAGCGUAUGCGUGUUUGUAUGUAUGUAAGUAUGUAUGUGUGUAUGUGUGGUAUGUUCGUAUACAUAUAUCAUCUUUGCUCAUGGAAUAUAUAGGGAAAAAAUGCAAAAAAUUAUGUACAGAUUAACUGGGGGGGGAAAGAUCUUCUUUUUUUUUGAAUCGUCUUUUUUUCCCCCCCUUCUUCUUGCUCUUAAGUAUGAACAUUAUUUCUGAGUCAGAGCUGUUGAAAAUCACGUGUAGAUGUAGAUAUCGGGGUUCGUGGUGCUUUCGUGUGGCUGCUGUCCCCCGUCUAACUCCGGAAAUAAGAAGCAGACUACCGGGGUACCGCAGUCAUGCGCUAACGUAGUACCCCCAAAGUUUCAACGCUAUAUUUUUGUCCCAAUCGACCUUUGACCCCUGAAGUCUAAGUUGGGUUUUUUUUUUUUUUUUUUUUGCGCCUGCUGUUAUGGAGUAAUUGUUCAGACACUUUUAAAGUAAAAGUUAAAAUGUUGAGCAGACAACAUGGAGACUCACUAUUCAGUGCCCGUUACUUCGUAAAAGGGCUGAUGGUGGGGCUCCUGUAUAUUCUUUCUGAAACGGCUUAGAACGUGAUUGGCCUUUCAAACAGGUCUUUCACAUUGCCCAAUCCCACAAAAAUAGGCAGUUUGAGUUUCCCAACCUCAAACAUGUGCUGCUGAAUCGCUUUAGAAACUGGCUGGAAAGGUGGGUAAUCCCAGUCAACUUGACGGUGUGGCCCUUAGCAGGAUCCACCUACUCCCUAGAUUUUAUGUAAAAAUUUGGGGUUCUGAGCGCCCUCCCCCGCCCCCGGACAGAAACGCGUUAAUACCUAAAGUCGGAAGGGCGUCAGCUUUGUCGCGAGCCAAAAAAUUCCAAUCCCCCCAGUCAUUCUGUAUAUUGUUCUGCUGUCGAAUGCUGAAAAGAUCAAGGGAUUGUUGUGGAAGAAUAUUAUUAACCCUUAUUUUUUUUUUUUCUUAUGUACUGUUCAUAUCACCAGCAGCCUACUGCAGCUUUUUCAACUUGCCUAAGUGUAUCCCCCCGACCCCCGGACGUGUCCAUGUGCACUGUAUGCAGUCUCAAGCGUACUGUCUGAUCUUUGUUACGUAGCCAGCUAUUGGUUGAAAUCCCGGUGGAUUCAUUGAGGUAAAAAAAAAAAAAAAAAGACUUGUGAAUAGUUUGCUGACAAUUUAGAGCAUUAUGUGUACAAGGAUAGCGGGAUGCAGUAUACAGAAUUUAAAAGAAGAAAAGCAGCAGUGAUAAUAUUGCUCUGUAAAUCAUGAAAAAUACCUUGUACUUAUUUAACAGUUUUUGAAUACUUGAAAACGAGAUAAAAGUUUCUUUGCAAGAAUGA